GCUUCCGGCGCGGCGACGCCUGAUAGCGUCACUUCCUCUCCGGGCGAGGAUUGGCUGAGGCUGCAGAACGUGAACGUUGGCGCCGGGUUCUAUCUCGGAGUGGCGGCCGGGGUUGUUUUUGCCGGUCAGGUGGCUGUUCAACUGUCCUACGAUGGCUGCGAUCAAGGCGGUAAACGCCAAGGCUGAGGUGGCGCGGGCUCAGGCAGCCUUGGCAGUAAAUAUUUGCGCCGCCCGAGGGCUGCAGGACGUGCUGCGGACCAACUUGGGUCCCAAGGGCACCAUUAAAAUGCUUGUUUCUGGUGCAGGUGACAUCAAACUCACCAAAGAUGGCAAUGUGCUGCUUCACGAGAUGCAAAUCCAACACCCAACAGCUUCGCUGAUCGCGAAAGCGGCCACGGCCCAGGACGAUGUCACGGGAGACGGCACCACUUCCAACGUCUUGCUCAUCGGGGAGCUGCUGAAGCAGGCCGAUCUGUACAUCUCUGAGGGCCUGCACCCUAGAAUAAUAGCGGAAGGAUUUGAAGCCGCAAAGAAAAAAGCACUUGAAGUUUUGGAAGAAAUUAAAAUGAAAAAAGAGAUGAAAAGAGACUUCCUCUUAGAUGUGGCUCGAACAUCUCUGCAAACUAAAGUUCACGCCAAACUGGCUGAUGUAUUGACAGAGGCCGUGGUGGACUCUGUGUUGGCUGUUAGAAGACCGGGGCACCCUAUUGACCUCUUCAUGGUGGAGAUCAUGGAGAUGAAGCACAAAUCAGAAACGGAUACAAAGUUGAUAAGAGGAUUAGUUUUGGAUCAUGGUGCCCGUCAUCCAGAAAUGAAGAAGCGAGUAGAAGAUGCAUUUAUCCUUACUUGCAAUGUAUCACUAGAAUAUGAAAAAACAGAGGUAAGCUCUGGUUUCUUUUAUAAGACUGCAGAAGAAAAAGAGACCUUGGUAAGAGCUGAAAGAAAAUUUAUUGAUGAUAAAGUACAAAAGAUAAUAGACCUGAAAGGCAAAGUCUGUACUCAGUCCAACAGAGGAUUUGUUGUCAUUAAUCAAAAGGGGAUCGAUCCGUUUUCCUUGGAUACGCUUGCACGACACGGCAUAGUAGCUCUUCGCAGAGCAAAACGAAGGAAUAUGGAAAGACUCUCUCUUGCCUGCGGUGGGAUAGCUGUGAAUUCCCUGGAAGACCUGAGCAUAGAUUGCUUGGGCCACGCUGGGCUUGUGUAUGAACACGCAUUAGGUGAAGAGAAGUUCACUUUUAUUGAGGACUGUGUCAACCCUCGCUCUGUCACCUUGUUGGUUAAGGGACCAAACAAGCACACUCUGACACAGAUCAAAGACGCUGUGAGGGAUGGGCUUCGUGCCGUCAAAAACGCCAUCGAGGACGGUUGUGUGCUUCCAGGAGCGGGUGCAGUCGAAGUGGCCAUAGCUGAAGCCCUCAGUGCGUACAAGCACAGUGUGAGAGGAAGAGCUCGUCUCGGAGUCCAAGCUUUCGCUGAUGCCUUACUCAUUAUUCCUAAGGUUCUUGCUCAGAAUUCUGGUUAUGACCUGCAGGAAACACUAGUGAAAAUUCAGUCUGAGCAUUUGGAAUCAAAACAACCCAUUGGCAUCAACUUGAAUACAGGUGAGCCAAUGGUAGCCGCAGAUGCAGGAGUUUGGGAUAAUUAUUGUGUGAAAAAACAACUACUUCACUCUUGCACGGUGAUUGCCGCGAACAUCCUCCUGGUCGACGAAAUCAUGCGGGCUGGUAUGUCUUCUCUCAAAGGGUGACUGAGUUCAAAAUCACCUCUUCUAGAAGCUGAAAUUCAGCACAUCUUAUAUCCAACUAUCAUUAUACAGCCUCAGCUGUUCUUAAUGUUUCACAAUAAAUGCGGUUCAUAUUUGUUGGUC
This is a messenger RNA of Artibeus jamaicensis (Jamaican fruit-eating bat), 1867 nucleotides long. It is a transcript of the gene CCT6B, whose product is annotated as chaperonin containing TCP1 subunit 6B. The record is from RefSeq and is a predicted model, not a curated record. Gene Ontology annotation, biological process: protein folding. Gene Ontology annotation, cellular component: chaperonin-containing T-complex. The coding region runs from base 152 to 1747 and encodes 531 amino acids. The transcript has 14 exons. Gene Ontology annotation, molecular function: ATP-dependent protein folding chaperone; ATP binding; ATP hydrolysis activity. Lineage: Eukaryota; Metazoa; Chordata; Mammalia; Chiroptera; Phyllostomidae.